This is a messenger RNA of Odobenus rosmarus divergens (Pacific walrus), 1080 nucleotides long. It is a transcript of the gene TMEM243, whose product is annotated as transmembrane protein 243, mitochondrial. The coding region runs from base 241 to 597 and encodes 118 amino acids. NCBI's taxonomy places the organism in Eukaryota, Metazoa, Chordata, Mammalia, Carnivora, Odobenidae. The record is from RefSeq and is a predicted model, not a curated record. The transcript is spliced from 4 exons.
CACUUCCUGCAGCAGCUGCUCGCUAUGAGGAGGGCGGCGGGCCUCGGGCGGAGCGGCCGCGUCCCGCGGGCUUGAGCGCCCACGCGCCGCCGCAGCCGCCGCGGGGGCGGCCCCGACCCCCCUGCGCUUUCGGCCAUGAGCUCUCGGUGAAUACGCGGCGUGGGCAGUCGUGGACCUGACCCUUCGAGAGGUAACGCUGGCUCAGGUUUGAGUGGCCUGCGAGAGUGAAAAAACCCUAACAUGGAGGACUUUUCCACCAGGACCUAUGGCACCAGUGGCCUGGACAACAGACCUCUGUUCGGAGAGACGUCGGCCAAGGAUCGAAUCAUCAAUUUAGUUGUUGGCAGCUUAACAUCCUUAUUGAUUCUAGUAACGCUGAUCAGUGCUUUUGUUUUCCCUCAACUACCUCCAAAACCUUUGAAUAUAUUUUUUGCUGUCUGCAUCUCUUUGAGUAGUAUUACUGCCUGCAUACUUAUCUACUGGUAUCGACAAGGAGACUUAGAACCGAAAUUUAGAAAUCUAAUUUACUAUAUCUUAUUUUCUAUCAUCAUGUUAUGUAUAUGUGCGAACCUGUACUUCCAUGACGUGGGGAGGUGAGGCUGCCAAGGAGAAAUACUUACCAGGUCUCUUCAAAGCUAUACAUUAGGACUGUGAGUCAGAGCCGGGUAAGCUAUGCUUAAGAAUCUCCUGCACAAGUCUGAUACAUGAUUUUCAUGUUAAUUGUAAAUCUAAAAUUCCCUCUUGCAGGGGAGACAUAGCCUAGAUUGCUUUGCUUUUUCUUUAAGGAGGUGGUGUUGCACCUAAACAUUCCAACCCUUAAAGCUCAAAGGGCACAAGCAAUUUUCACUUUUGAAAUUAGACUUUUUAUAAUGUAAGUGCAUGGCGAAAAGCUAUGUAACAAUCUUGAAUUUUAAGACAAAUAUUCUUUUAUUUCUGUUAAACUGAAUAUACAAUUAUUGUUCCCUAGGCAACCAACUUUUGCUUAUAACUACAAUUUCACAUUAACAAAACACAGACGGUGAAAAGACAACUUUGAUUGUGAAGACCUAAUUACAAUAAUAAAUAAAAUAAUUUAUACAA